AACAACAAAAGCAUCAGCAGCAAUUUUAUCAUCAAAAUAGUCAACAAUAUUAUUAUGGUUCUUCCUCAAAUCGUCUGGUUGAUUGUAAUUUACCUUCUAUCGAUGAAUCAAGGGCAAGGUUAAUUGUUAUGGGUGAAGUUUCCAGGCUUGAGAUUCAUAUUCGCAAAGCUUAUUCGUUAAGUAAUAAUCUUCAAGCCUAUGGUGGUGGUCGUCGUCUUUGGAGUAAUAAAACAAGUAAACCCGUCAUCUCCUCGAUUACCAGUGAGACUGAGGAAGAUGAAGAUACCUUUGUUGAUGAUCUUGGUGGUUCAUCGUCCAGUGGUUCUAAUCAACAAUUGACCAAUUCAAUAAGCGCAGCAUAUUAUGGGUUAAAAAAGCUGAAAGAGAAAUUGGUUCGAAAUUUAAAUCCUUUAACCGAUGUUUCCUAUCUUUUACCUUUUUGUGAGGUGAUCAAAGAUCCUGAUAUAAGUGGACCAAUUACCGAUUUAGCAUUACAAUCAUUGAUUAAAUUUCUUCACAAUGGUAUAAUUGAUCCAACAGAGGAAAUGGGAUCAGCUCAAUUAGUUGGUGAUUCUAUUAUAAAGGCUCGUUUUGUGGCCACCGACACUGCCAAUGAUAAAAUUGUUCUAAUGAGGAUACUUACCGCUCUUCGAGAAAUAAUUGUCAGAGGUUUCAAGUCGAUUACCAAUGAUACCGUUUGUGAGAUUAUGCAAUCGUGUUUCAGAAUUGCUUUCGAGUCCCGAUUAAGUGAACAAUUACGUCGAACCUCCGAACAAGCUCUAAUGGAUAUGUGUCGAGUUUUGUUCAGUCGAAUCCAUGAAUUUGAUGAUAUCUCUCCAGGGUAUGGAACUGUUGUUAAAAUUUCGGGUCCAGUUAAAUUUCCAACACUUGCUACAAAUCGUAAAAUAGUCAACAAAUCAAAUGAACAACAUCAAAUUAAAUCAACAACAACAUCAACAGUUUCACAAUCUCAACCAACACAAUCAACAACAUCUAUUGCUCCAUCUCCAGUAGCAUCACCAUCAUCAGGAACAACAACAACACCACCACCACCAACAACAACAACAAUACCAACAUCAUCAUCAUCACCCCCGUUAACAACAACAACAACAACCACUACGACAGAAUCGGUUAAUCAACCAACAUCAUCAUCAUCUGGUCAUCAACAACCAGCAGGAACAUCAGAGUUUGUUAAUAGACAUGGGAUCAAAUUUUCUGAAGAUACUUCAAUUCCAAGGGCUGGUGAUAUUUUCUCCCGUAAAUUGGGACGUAAAAAUUAUGACCUUGUCUGUAUUCACGAACUAUUAACCUACCUAACAUCAUUAAUCAAUCCACUUCCCGAAAGUAACAAUACCGAUGCAAGUGUCAACGUUGGCCUUAAUCUAUUAACGGUUGCCUUUGAGACAGCGGUAGAUGAGAUAGGAAAUAAACAAUGUCUCCUUGCUAUAGUUAAAAAUGAAUUAUGUUGGAACCUUUUAUUGCUUUUACAACAUGAUAAACAUCUUACACCUUUCUAUUCAUCCAUAUGGUUAUCAUUUAUAAUAUUUAAAUAUCACCGAAUUCACUUGAAAUAUCAAUUAGAGGCUUUAAUUGUUCGUCUAAUGGACAUAAUUGUUACCAGUAAUUCACCAACUGAAUUUAGGGAGAUUGCAUUGGACAGUUUAUAUUCAUUCUUUCAACAUAUUCCCCACCUUUGUCAUGAGAUGUUCAUCAAUUUUGACUGUGAUCCUUAUGCAUCCAAUUUAUUGGAAGAUGUUCUUAACCUUUUAUCGAAAAAUUGUUUCACCCCUGCCCUAACCUACCCUGGAAUGGGAGGUGGUGGUGGUGGAAGCGGUGGUAAUCCCUUACAGCCCAAUCCUGCAACUUUUUCCACCAUCCAAAGGACUUCACUUUACACUCUCCUGGUCUGUUUACGAAGCUUACAAAGGGUCGAAUUAAAAUCAAAUGAAAUGGUCCUUAAAUAUGCCGAUGUUGAGGUGUUACAAUUUAUUCGAGCAGUUUCAAGAGUAAACGAGCAAAAAAUUAUCCCCGGUGAACCAAGUGAGAGUAUCGAUAUUGGCGAUGUAAACUCAAAUUCUCCCCAACAUAUUGACCUGGGAAUCGUUAACUCGUUAAACACAAUGGAAACAAACUCUUUCGAGGAACCAUUAACUGAAAUUGUAGUUGUCCGAGAUGAGGGUGACCUUUCACCCGUUAAACCUUCACCACCAUCUGAGAAAAAUGAAGAUCCAGAAGUAAUUCCAGUGAUCACCCGACGGAAACCAACAGUUUUAUAUCUUCCCAAAAGUAUAUCAGAAAUUGAACAAUUAAAACAGAAAAAGAAACUUCUUUGGAUGGCAUCGGAACAAUUUAACGCUAAACCAAUCAAAGGGAUUAAUUUUCUCCAAGAACAUAAAUUAAUCACCGAUGAGAAAGAUAUUGUCAACUUUAUUAGAGACAAUUCCCGACUCGAUAAGAAACAAAUCGGUGAAUAUUUGGCCAAUAAGAAAAAUCUUAUCGUUCUCGAGGCUUUCGUCAAAUCCUUUCAAUUUAAAGAUUUACGAAUCGAUGAAGCUCUCCGUCUCUAUUUGGAAUCAUUCAGAUUACCCGGUGAAUCUCCGUUGAUCUCUCUAGUUCUUGAACAAUUUGCGCACCAUUGGUUUGAAUCAAAUGAUGAACCUUUUGUCGAUGAAGACGCUGCCUUCAGUUUAGCUUAUGCUAUAAUUAUGUUAAACGUUGAACAUCAUAACGCAAAUGCCAAAAAACAAAAGGAACCAAUGACCUGCGAAGAGUUUAUCAGUAUGUUACGAAAGGUUAACGGUAAACAAGAUUUUGACCCUAAUCUACUUCGUGAUAUUUAUAUAACAAUUAAAAACAAUGAGAUUGUUAUGCCUGCCGAGCAGCAUGGAAUCGUCAGAGAAAAGUAUCUCUGGAAAUGUUUACUUCGUCGUAGUGAAACCGAUUCAGGAACUUAUUGGUUUGCAACUGAAUUAAAAACAACAACAACAACAUCAUCAUCAUCUCAAGAAGGAUUAUCGUCAGAUAAUUCAAUUAUUCGGGAUGAAGAUCGAUGUUUACAAUUAUCUUUAAUGAAUGGGCCAAUUUUCAAGAUCCUUUGGGGACCCGUUUUAUCAGCGAUGACCUUUGUUUUUGAUAAGAUUAACGUUCACCAAAAUUCAGUUUUAACUCGUAAAAUUUUAGGCCAAGGUUUCACCGUUUGUGCCCUGCUUUGUGCUAAAUAUGGACACCUUGAUAAUUUGAUUAGUAGCCUGUGUAAAUUUACAAUUAACUCUGCCGGUGGACCGACAAGUCCCUUGGCCUCACAGAAAAGUCAACUAGCCGCUCAGUGUUUAUUUAAAAUUGCCCGUGAUUAUGUUAACGAGAUACGAUCAGCAUGGAUUGAGAUUGUUAAAAUGAUAUUGAAUUGGUUUAUUGCCAAAUUUUUGGAGGAAUCGUUGGAGUUUGAAGAUUUUGCCCUCGGGGGUAAACGUAUCGCCAUGAAGAGGAAAGAAAAACCUAAACCGAUAAAUAAAAGUGCAAAUGAGGGUUCAUCUAAUUUCCUAUCAUCUUUUUACUCUUAUUUUGCUGGUAAUCAAGAGGAAACAAGUAAUCAAUCAGAUGGAUAUUCAACUGGAUUUAAUGGUUCAAAUUUAAAAGAUUCUGGUGAUUAUGAUUGUGCCUCACAAUCAAUUGAAGUAAUUAAAUGUUACUGUAAACCAUUGUCCAUAAUUGAGGAAUCAAAAUUUCUACACACUGAUUCAUUGGUUGAACUAAUUAGAGCUUUAAUUAACGCUGAAAUUGAAUUGGAAGAUGAAGACGGUGAUGAUGUGGAAGCAUUUAGACUUGAAAUGUUAUUACAAAUUAUCCUUUCUAAUAGGGAUCGAGCUUCCGUUUUUUGGCCUCAUCUUCAAUCUUACCUUCAAAGAAUAUCAAAAAUCUGUAAUCACAGUGAACUAUUUGCUGAAAGAUAUAUUUCAGCAAUCUUCAGAUUAGCAAUUAGAUUCAGUCCAAGACCGGAUGCUUUCAGUGGACAAAUUUAUCAAUUAAUUCAGCUCAUGUUAACAACCUUUGAGCCGAAAGUUUUCCAAAAAUAUUACACAGCGAUGGCUUUGCAUUCCUUUAUUACCCAUAUUCAUUCAUCACUAGUCAAUGUGGAAAGUUGGAGAUUAAUAUUUGAUACUUUACUCUAUGUUGGUAUUGGUUAUAGACCUUCGGGAUUAAUUACAAGUAAAGGAGGAGUGGGAUCAGUUGAAUCGAUUAAUGUUCAAAGUGAUAAUGAGGAAAUUAAUCCACGUAAUCUAAUGAAAGAAUCAUCAUCAUCUUUAUCUUCCCUUCCCGGUCGUGGUUAUACUUCAGAUUCUGAAAUUAAUUUACAAGCUUCGCAUAAAUCAGGUAGCUUAGAGUCAAUUAAUUCAGACGGAAGUGGAAGUGGUGGAUUAGGAUUAGGUGGAGGUAAUCCAUAUAAACUGAUGACUGGUGAUUCGAUAGGAACUGGUAAAGGAAGUGUUUACUCUAUCAUGGAUUUAACAGCAUAUGAGAGAUGUACCGAAAUCUUAACUUUGAUUAUUCGUGAAAUUUUACCCAAAAAUUUGAUUAAGUCAAAUGGUCAAGAGAUUGAUGAUUUUAGUGGUUCCGUUACUCAAAUGGCCAUUGAUACAUUGAGAAAAUUUGUUGAAGCUUCGAUUAAAAUGAAUUCUAUUUAUAAUCAUGGUCAUCAUUCCCAUCAUCAUCAUCAUCAUCAUAAUUUGAAACGAAGUACAUCUUAUCAUAAUAGUGGACAAAGAACUGGUCAAUUAUCAUCAUCAUCACGAUCUUCCAAUCGAUCUCUAUCCAAUCGUCGUAACACCUCAGCGAUUGGUUCAAGUGGGGCUUAUAGUGAUUCAGAUGAAGAGUUUAGCAAUUUAAUGGAGGGUAUUUCAGAAGGAGAGGAGAUUAAUAAGCAAAAAUUAACUUCAUUUACUGAAUCAUGUUCAUUAAAGUUACUUGAUUUAAUGCAUCAUCUUCAUCUAAACGCUGGUAUCGCCAGUGAUCAUGGUGCCAAUGAGUAUCUCUGGUCAUCUGUUUGGUGUCCCCUUCUCCAAGGGAUGGCACUACUUUGCUGUGAUUCCCGUAGGCCGGUUCGUACCUGUGCACUUACCUUUCUUCAACGAGCCCUUCUAAAUCACGAUAUGAGAAUCCUAAAUGCCCACCAGUGGGAAAGUUGCUUCAAUAAGGUUCUAUUUCCUUUGUUGGCCAAACUAUUAGAACCAUUAAAUACCCGGGAUCCUGUGGGCAUGGAUGAGACUCGAAUGAGAGCAACUAAUUUACUCUGUAAAGUUUUCCUUCAACAUCUUCAACCUCUCCUGGAUUUACCCACUUUCACAGCUCUUUGGUUGACCAUCUUGGACUUUAUGGAUAAAUACAUGAAAGCCGAGAUGCAAACUGACCUGGUUAAAGAGUCUAUUCCCGAAUCGUUGAAAAAUAUGCUUCUAGUUAUGGACACAGCAAAUUGUUUAAUUCUACUCGCAUCGAUCACAUGGGAUCGUAUUCACUGUUUCUUACCCAAUCUUAAAGAGGAAAUCAUGCCAUCGCCACCACCGCCACCUCUUCCAGCACCAGAACCAGAAAAUCCACCUCAACAAACCACACCCCACAACCACAACCACAACAGCAUCAACAACAACAACAACAACAACAACAACAAAACCAACAAUUUCCACCACAACAAUUACAUUCACCAACGUUGCAGCAACAACCACAUCUUCCUACUCUACAUCAGCCGAUAGUUGAACAAUAAACUCAGUUGAUUUGUAUAAAACAGAAAGAGUCUUAUUCAAUUUUCCUAUUAUUAUUACCAAUAUAAUUGUUAUGGCUAAAAAACUAAAAAAAGUUCUUAUUACAUUACUAUUAAUGUAAAAGAAAAUUAAUAUAAAAAAAUCACAAUUAAAGUGAGAAGAUAAACGAAA
This is a messenger RNA of Panonychus citri (citrus red mite), 5924 nucleotides long. It is a transcript of the gene garz, whose product is annotated as Golgi-specific brefeldin A-resistance guanine nucleotide exchange factor 1-like. NCBI's taxonomy places the organism in Eukaryota, Metazoa, Arthropoda, Arachnida, Trombidiformes, Tetranychidae. Gene Ontology annotation, molecular function: guanyl-nucleotide exchange factor activity. The record is from RefSeq and is a predicted model, not a curated record. Gene Ontology annotation, biological process: regulation of ARF protein signal transduction.